Aphidius gifuensis is the source of this 2301-nucleotide messenger RNA. RefSeq lists its product as uncharacterized. The transcript is spliced from 4 exons. Gene Ontology annotation, molecular function: nucleic acid binding. The record is from RefSeq and is a predicted model, not a curated record. The coding region runs from base 1 to 2301 and encodes 766 amino acids. Lineage: Eukaryota; Metazoa; Arthropoda; Insecta; Hymenoptera; Braconidae.
AUGGAGGAAGCAUAUAAAACUAUUCGAACACCAGAACAAAUAGAAAGUUGGUUCAAAUUUGAAAAAAAAAAUAUUCGGCUUUUGAAUAAAGCAUUGAAAAUUGGAAAGACAAUUGGUGAUAAAUUAAGAAUUCAAACCACGAUUUCUCAACUUAGAUCAUCGAGUGAAAGAUUUAAAAGUCAACAAAAACAUGGUGCUGGUGUUGGAUAUAUUAAAAAACUAAAUUUUCAAGAAAAAGAUUCUGGUUGGACACUUAGAGCAAUUAUUAAUCUAAUGGUUAAUAUUAAUCGUUAUGAGCCACUGAGAGGUGGUUUAUCAACAUUUAUCGAAUUACCAAAGAAAAUCCAAGCAAAAAGAGCAGUUGUGAAUAUAAAAAAUAAUGAUGAGUACUGUUUUUUAUAUGCAGUCACAGCAGCUCUGUAUCCAACUCAAUCACACAGUUAUCGUAUGACGUCAUACCCAGAUUUUAAGACAAUUUUAAAAUAUGAUGGUAUUGAUUUCCCGAUAAUAUUACGUGACAUUCCAAAAUUUGAGAUUAUGAAUGAUUUAUCUAUCAAUGUUUAUGAUAUUUAUGAUAAAUGUGAAAUAGCACCAGUAUAUUUGAGUAAACAUAAAUCAUCAAAACCCACAAUUCAUUUACUUAUUAUGAAUAGUGGAUUGUCAACUGAUGAACCAAUAUUUCAUUUUGCUUGUAUACAAAAUUUAUCACGACUUGUCACAGAUUGUGAAAAUAACAAUAAAGUGAGAAUGAUUUUACCAGAAGAAGGUGAAAAUAUAUUAAAAUGUAAAAAUCAUCGAUUUGAAGAACCAGCACCAUUUGUCAUCUAUGCAGAUCUUGAAUGUAUUUUAGAACCUGGAAAAAAUGAUUCAGACAAUCAUGUACCGCACAGUGCUGCAUAUUAUUUUCAUUGUACAUAUAACAAAUCUCUGUCAGAAUUUAUGAUACGACGUGGUCCUGAUUGUAUAAAGUGGUUUGUCAAAGAACUUAAAAAAAGAACUCAACAAGUAAAUGACAUUUUGAAUAAUCCAACGCCGAUGAAGCCUCUUACUCGAGAACAAAUCAUGGAUUUUCAAACAGCUCAAAUAUGUCAUAUUUGUGAAAAAGAAUUUUUACCGACAGACAUCAGACACCAUGAUCACUGCCAUUACCGAGGCCAUUAUCGUGGAGCAGCUCAUCCUGGAUGUAAUGUCAACUAUACAGAUUCACAUACACUACCAGUAGUAUUUCAUAAUCUCUCAGGUUAUGACUCACAUUUUUUUUUGAAAUCUCUAGCAAAGAUGUUUGAAGGCUCAAUUAGAAUUUUACCAAUCAACAAAGAAAAAUAUAUAUCUUUCACAAAAGAAGUCAAGUAUCCAUGUUCAAAUGAAAGAGGUAACCGACUAGUGAAUUUAAGAUUUAUCGACUCUUAUAGAUUCAUGGCAACUAGUCUUGAUAAACUGGCUUCAAACUUGUCUGAUGAUGAUAAAAAAAUUACUAAACAAUACUGUGAAGACUUUGAAAAAUUUCAGCUAUUAAAAAGAAAAGAAAUAUUUCCAUAUGAAUACAUUAAUAGCUGGAGAAGACUAGAAGAUAUAAAGUUACCAUCAAUUAACGAAUUCUAUUCAAGAUUAAGCAAGAGUAUCAUUUCACAUGACGACUAUCAACAUGCUGAAACAGUUUGGAAUAAAUUUGAAAUUAAAACGCUUGGUGAUUAUUCAGAUUUAUAUUUACGUACAGAUGUUUUGUUAUUAGCUGAUAUUUUUCAAAAUUUCCGAAAAAACUGUUUGUCAUCAUACAACUUGGAUCCUCUCUAUUGCUAUACAAUACCAGGAUUCUCAUGGGAUUGUAUGCUGAAAUGUACUGGUGUAGAAUUGGAAUUACUAACAGAUGCUGAACAACUUUUAUUUAUCGAGAAAGGAAUACGAGGUGGAGUAGCUGUAUGUCCGAAUCGUUAUGCAAAAGCCAACAAUCCAUACAUGGGUAAUGAGUAUGAUACAAUCAAAGAUGACUCAUACCUCAUGUACUUUGAUGUUGAUAAUUUAUAUGGAAUGGCAAUGUCACAACAUUUUCCAUACGGUGGCUUUGAAUGGGACAAUAAUCAUUGGUCUUUAGAAGACAUUUUAUCAACACCUGUCGACUCUACUACAGGCUUUAUUUAUGAAGUCGAUCUUGAAUAUCCUGAAAAAUUACAUGAACUCCAUCAAGAUCUUCCAUUUACAGAUUUCAUCGCUGCUGUAACAUCUUUUCCAGUUUUUGAUUUUAUUGGUAUAGCCCAUGCAAAUUUUGAAAAUAUGUCAAUAAUUGUGAGCAAAUAUUUAUAG